GUCUUCCUAGUUGACUGACUGCUGCCAAUCCAGCUCAGAGCACAGUCUAAUCUCUGAUCCCGAACAGAAAAAGCAAAAAGAUUAGUCCCUCUGGAAUCUCUGGGACCGUCUGCAAGAAGAGGAUCCGGCUUCCAGCUAACGCCCAAAGAAGCAAGACCUGUCUCUCACUAACCUGCCUGGAUAACUCGUCCGUUUGUCAUUAUUUUCCCUUCGGGUGACUCUGGAGACAAAGCUUUUGUGAUGCUCCGCAGAUUCUCAAGAAGUCUGUCGCACUUGGCAGACGCCACACCAGCGAGCCGCGGCCGUGAAGACCUUCCACCACACUCCGUAUCGUCUCCUAGUCGAGCCUCCUUUUCAGAAUUCCUGCCCAGCACGGUACCGUCGUCUACUCACUACGACGACAGUGACUACACUACUCACUAUCAAGAAGCUGCGGAGGCUCCCAACGUGCCCAGAAGUCGUUCGCAGCAGAGCACAUACGACAUGCCCCCCAGUCCUGCAGGGCAUUCAUACUUGAGCACGAGAGACCUGCCUACAGAAUUGAACUUUGCAGACAUGGACGACAGUUAUAUCCCUGACGACAGGGACCAGUCCUUUGCGCGCCCACGAAGUUCUCAAAGCCAGUCCUACUAUACUGGCCAGCACGUGGAGCGCCAACCUUCACCAGAGACGGUUCAACACUACGGAGGAUCGACGAGAUCACCAUCUGCAGCCCGAAAGAGCAUCAUGUCCAAGUCCUCACACGUGCCGUCAUCCGCGUCAUCCUUCGCGCCCGCCAACUCAGCACUUCCGCCAUUGCAAACCAAGGGCGCCGGCAAUAACGACGGCCUCGAGCCUCUGGCAGAAGAAGAAAUUGACCCAGCAUCGUUCGACCUCGUCGUCCCGGCGAAUGAGCCCACGCAGUACUCCCUAGAGGCACGUUCGGAACUGCUCUUCUCGAAGGAGCACCUCGAGGUCAUCUUUGAAGACCCGGUCCUUCUUCAGCGUUUCACCACGUUUCUCUGUGCCGCCCAUCCGGCCUCUGUGCCUGUGCUGGUGUACUAUCUUGACGCACUCAAGGCCCUGAGGGCGCUGGAUUAUGUGAAUUCGAUCGCAAGAUCACUGAGAGCACCCAAGGACCUCGGCGUUUCUCAAGAGCCAAUACAAAACACCGCAAACGACGACUUGCAGGCCAAGGCCGACCAGGCGUUUGAGCGGCUCGCGCGUGAGGACUUGCCGGCGUACAUCACCCAUACGUGGGUGCGGACAGUGAGCGUGACGAUCAAGCGACGUAUUGCCGACACACUGCCUGUGCAUUUGAGGGAUCUCUCAGAGGGCCUUGCAGAGGUGUUUUGCCUGACGGAUCCUUCUCGGCCAGACAACCCGAUCAUCUUUGCCAGCGAGGAGUUCCACCGAACAACACAGUACGGCAUGAAUUACGUGCUCGGCCGCAACUGCCGUUUCCUCCAAGGCCCAAAGACAAACCCUUCCAGCGUGCGGCGGCUGAAGGAGAAAGUCCUUGCUGGAAAGGAGCACUGCGAGACAUUUCUCAACUACAGACGAGACGGGUCGCCAUUUAUGAACCUGCUCAUGGUGUCGCCCCUGUUCGACAGCCGUGGGAAUGUCCGCUACUUUAUCGGUGCUCAGGUCGAUGUGUCUGGACUAGUCAAAGAGUGCGCUGGACUGGAGUCGAUGGAACGCCUCGUGCAGCAGCAAGAGGCCCGCGAGAGCCAGCAGCACGGCAGAUUUGACGCCAGCAAGUCACAACUCCACCAUGCCGACACAACGGAUAAAGACGAGUUCCGCGGUCUGGCCGAAAUGUUCAACCUCACGGAGCUCAAGACGGUCCGGGAACACGGCGGCUCGCUGCACCGGACACGGCAGGCGACGCACGGCGGCGAGGGAGGCGGCGGCGUGGACGACGCGAACCUCACCAACUGGAACAAGCCGCGUCUGCUGAUUCGAGAUGAUGCCUCGAUGCAGCGGCGCGACAGCGACCCCAUCAUGACCCUGCCAUCGACAUCCGGCGGCAAGCUCAGCGGCGUAUAUGAGCACUACCUCCUCGUCCGGCCGUAUCCCAGCAUGAGAGUCCUCUUCGCCAGCCCCAGCAUGCGCGUUCCGGGGAUGCUUCAGAGCAGCUUCAUGGACCGCAUCGGCGGGUCGAGACAAGUCAAAGAAGCCCUAGCGCAGGCAUUUGCCGACGGGCACGGCGUCACAGCAAAGGUCCGCUGGCUCAGCGACCGGGCGAAGCGCGACAGCCACGGCAGCAGAGAGGCAUCUGCCGCGGCAGGCCUGGGAGGCGCAACAGGAAAGGGCCGCUGGAUCCACUGCACGCCGUUACUGGGCGGCAACGGGGCAGUGGGAGUGUGGAUGGUGGUCCUCGUCGAGGACGAGGCAGAGUCGAGCAGCCGAAGAACCCGCGAUGCACCGCCGGUCAGCAGACACAUUGGGCAGACGAGCAUCGGGGGCACGCCCUUGCCUAGCGACUUUGACCGGCAGUCGCUCCUGGCCGGCAGUAGUGGCCCGGGAGCUUCGUCGACGGCGGCUUAUCAGCGACCACCUUCGCAGCAGACACCACAGCGGCGGUAUCGUGGCGGUGACGAGACACCAGAUGUCGACGAUCUCAGUCUCGCUGGUGCGAGCUUCAUCGAUGCCCAAAUCGGACCUCGCUCGUCUUCCCGGACAGGCAGUAUCAGCGGACAGCAGCCUGCCCACGGCGAUCUGAGGCAGCACAUGUCAUCCAAACGACGACCACAGCAGGGUGUGACCAGCGCCGCCGCAUCUACAGCCGAGAGCAGCAUGUACGGCAGCAUAAACAGCGGCGGAAAUGGCGUCUACCACGGUCGAUCGGCGGCUAUCGACAUGUCUUCUUCUUCUGCUGGUGCCAAUGGGAUGUCUCAGUCCCGAGGGGCCUCGCUGUCGCGGCUCAAGGCGCCACUGCCUCCUGCACCCACGGGGGCUCUGGUACACGAAGGCAUCCCGAUUCGGACUACGGGGGCUUCGGCGACCGGCAGGUCAGCAUCGUGACGGCGGCGACCAGGUCUUGUACUUUUAGGAAUGGUCCAACA
Microdochium trichocladiopsis is the source of this 3047-nucleotide messenger RNA. RefSeq lists its product as uncharacterized. Gene Ontology annotation, cellular component: nucleus. The record is from RefSeq and is a predicted model, not a curated record. NCBI's taxonomy places the organism in Eukaryota, Fungi, Ascomycota, Sordariomycetes, Xylariales, Microdochiaceae. The transcript is spliced from 3 exons. Bases 241 to 3006 code for a protein of 921 amino acids.